Clonostachys solani is the source of this 1764-nucleotide messenger RNA. The record is from the annotation of a GenBank genome assembly. NCBI's taxonomy places the organism in Eukaryota, Fungi, Ascomycota, Sordariomycetes, Hypocreales, Bionectriaceae.
AUGGCCGCCACCCCGCCUCCACCCGAGCCAGGCCCAUCCGAGCCCAGAAUACCAUCGGAUAUACCUACCCCAACCUCCCUCUGCGAUGCCGCCGCAGUCGAAGCCUCGGCGCCAAGCGCAAGCGCACCUAGUCUCGCCCCCAUCUCCCCCUCAAAUGAUAAAAGCCCACCCGAGCAGCCAGAGCCACAUGUCGAUGCCGCCAAAACCCAUGACACCGUGGCUGUUGAUGGGGAUGGCAGCGAGACCUCCUUCCACUCCAUCGAGAGCUCCCCAGAUGGCGCCCAAGUGCCUCUCAACCAGGCCUUCGAGCCCAGCUCCUCUCUCUUCCUCAGUGCGCCUGCUGAGAUUCUAGACCUGAUCCUUGACCACCUCUCCCCCUACGACCUCGUCUCCGUAGCUACAACUUGCCGUCAGAUGCGCGCCCAUGCGCUGUCCGACAUACUCUGGCACCCCAUCGCCCAAGAGAAUAUCCCCGGAAUGCGACUCCAGAGCCCCUCACCGUUUAAAUCUUAUCAUCAAUUAUUCGCAGAGUACGAUCCCUUGUGGUUUCUCCCCAAGCAUAAAAUCUGGUUCAGCGACUCUGGCCUGCCUGGCAAGCUCAUCCUCGUCCGCUACGACCCCUGGCGAGGAUGUAUAGACGGCUACGACCUGCUCGCCGUACGGGUAGAAGAAUUGGCCCAUCAAUGGGAAGCAAACCCCAGUGUCGUCAUCCAGCCUUUCAAAUGCAGGGUCUAUCUACAUCUCGACAAGCCCGUCUUGCAAUUCAAGAUUAACGACAGGAAAUACUCGAGGAGGAGGAACCGCAACAAGUUCUCCGAGGAGAUGAGCGUGCUGCUGGACGAGCGGUACCAGCACAUGUACAGCAACCUGAUCUUGACCAAACCCCUGGACGAGGAGACGGUGAACCAGAAGCGUGCCGCCGACUAUCCCUAUGGCCACAUCUGGCCCCCGCCGACCAUCCCGGCCUCCAUGCAUGUUGUGUGCGACCGAACAACGGACGACAGCCAGGCUCCGCAACAGCCUCCUAAACCCAGCCAGCGAUCUGAAAUGUCGGACAAAACAUUCCGCCUACGGCGAUGGAUGGAAAUGCUGGGGACAAGCACGUCCACCCGGGCUCUCCUAGAGCGAAUGGCAGGGGCGGUGGGAGGCACUCCCAUUGCCACUGCUGCAAACUUCCCUCCGAUUGGGAUUCACAUGGGUGAAGAUGUCAUGACAUACUCGACGCUGGAUCCGAAGCUGUACACUCCAACGCCCACCAAACCCUGGAGGGGCAUCUGGGUCGGUGAUUAUUCCUUGCACGGGUGCGAGUUCCUCCUCUUCAACCAACCAGAUGACCCACCAGCGUCCGACGAGGAGCUUGGCCUGGUGCGUCUGGAAGGAGAGGCGGAUGCAGAUUGGGAGAAGCGACGGUUGGAUGCCCGUAUCUAUCGCGGCCGUCUGGAGGCCAUCAAGCUUACCGGAGAUGCCAACGUGCCGCGUGGAGAGUAUACCUUUGUCGCCGAGGAUAUUGGCCCCGAGGGCGCGAUUGAGCUUCCUCCCGGUCCACCGUUUGACAAUGAAGGAGCAAGGGCGGUAAAGAGCCGAGGCCAUGUGGCGAAUACAGGUUUUCAGAGAGACAAGUUCAUCGAGAGCCAGCUCCUGCUUCUCAGCCACGAUUGCAUUGCGCAGUAUUGGGUCGAGUUACACCACAUCAGCUACUUUCGAAGGAUUGACAUAGACUUCCAUUUGGGCGUAGUAGGACCGAGGGUUCAGGAUUUGGGUUGA